UUUACCCCACUAAAGUAGUUGGAACGUUGCACGGUGCCACCAUGAACGUAGUGCUGAACGUAGUGCCAUUUUUCUUAGCCGCUCGUGUCUUCCUCGAAACCCCGUGGAUGCACGGGCCCGAGUACACCUUCCACGUCCAAGUGAACUCGACCGCGAUCCCGGAGGAAGGUAGCUACAUAAGCAUCAGGUUGAACGUCGCGUCUAAAUUGGUGUGCCAACCGAAACGUUUCCACGUGUUGACCUGCCAUUUUCGCGAGUCGAAGGCGGACAGUUACGUGACGGAGAGUUUGGACCCGGGUGCGCCGGCGAUCCCCGUGAGCCAGGUGUCGAGGCAGGAGGCGUACGAGAUCAAUCAGGAUCAGUUCGAGAUCAGGUUCACGGAGCAGGGGUUGGACAGCCUAGUUGUGAACGAGAACGUGCAACCGAGGGAGUUGGACAUGAUUCGGGUGAUCGUUGGACAAUUGAACAUAGGCGCUCUGGUAGGGGAGUACGAUCGAACGUUCGAGCUGAUGGAGAACUUCACACAGGGCGAAUGCGUGACCAUGUUCACCGUCGAACGUAACACAGUCGCCGGUUUGAGCCGCGCAGGUCGCAAUUACAUUCUGGAGACGGUGUUCGGGUUGAAAGACGGUCAAUUGGUGGAGAUCAGAAAGAUAAGGAAUCUUCACAUGUGCACGCACAACGUGCCCUAUUUCUUCGGGAGCGCGGAGGGUAUGAAACAGAUGAGCGACGUGGUGUCAACUGUCAGCUCGUCAGAAAGUCACAUAGCGAUCACCUCGACCGAAUUCAUAUCCGGGACCACGAACGUGAUAACUACCAGCAAAGUGUCCGAGGGGAUGGUUACGACCCUGUACGAGAACAUAAGCGUGAGAUUGGAAUCGAUAUUGGCGGCGAGCAACGAUCCACCGGAAGUGAAGGAUCCGGAGCUGGCAAGCAUGUUCAUAGGUAGAUGGCUGAUGGAGAAUUCGAUGGAGGACGAUGGAGACUCGUCGUCGUCGUUGGAGAUUUGAUUUGGAGGGCCUUGAAUGAUAAUAAAAUUCAAGUAUACCACUAUUGUUGUAAAUAAUAUUGUAAGUGUGCAUUUGUCGUUCGAUUCUGUAAAUAAUAAAGCGCUCUUUCGUUUGUACAAAUAAA
Messenger RNA from Apis laboriosa (Himalayan honeybee), 1134 nucleotides. RefSeq lists its product as uncharacterized. The record is from RefSeq and is a predicted model, not a curated record. The transcript has 3 exons. Bases 42 to 1010 code for a protein of 322 amino acids. Gene Ontology annotation, molecular function: lipid carrier activity. Gene Ontology annotation, biological process: lipid transport. NCBI's taxonomy places the organism in Eukaryota, Metazoa, Arthropoda, Insecta, Hymenoptera, Apidae.